CAAAAAACAAAACCAGAACGAAACCAACAAGGAAAGGCAUGCAUCUCCGAUCUAAUCCGUCCUCGCUGGCGUCUGCGUAAUAUUCAUAUUCCAAACACUCAAAUAUUUAACAUAGGAUAUCCAUAUCCCAUUCGACUAGACUGGCAUCUGAUUGUUUUUCGAUAACCUAGCUUCAACCGACGACAGAGCUAGGUUGAAAGGAGAAGUCGCAAUGGAUAAUGCACCCUCCUCGUCCAAGGACAACAGCGACCAAACCUUUUGGAAUCAAGCCUUCUUCGAUAAUUCAUUCCCAUCCACCACCACCUCUCAUCUCGAUUCAAACCAUCCCUUAAUAGCUAACCAGACCACUAUCACCAACGCACUCAGCUCUACCACAACCUACAAUUCUAACCCACCUGCUCAGGACGAUUUAUUCGAGCUAUGGUGCUGUUCGGACGAGCUCUGUCUACCGUUUGCCGAUCAGAACGGGAAGAUAUGCAACCUCUCAAACUGCCCAUCAACCUCUUCAAACUGUUUUGAUAGCCAUCUACCACCAGCAAUUCAUUUGCAACCAGCCCAUGCAGGACCCAACCCAUCAUGUCCAUCAAAUAUCAGUCCUACCAACACAUUCAACAGCUGUCAAACCGGACAAGAUCCUUGCUGUUCAGGAGCCACCUGCCAGCCAGACCUCUUGGAUUGUGAUUGCUGUCGAGCUGGCUGUCCUCCCUCCCCGAUCUCCCACCAGCCGUGCACAGAGUGUGAUCAGCCUGCCCCAAAAUUACAACUACGGGCCUCUCCUAGUAUCACUUCCACGACCACCAACCAAUCGGGCUCGGGCUCCAGGCUACUCUCACCAUCAUUGGCUUCAAGUAUCUCGCGUAACGAUUUUGAUGAUUUCCCUGUAUCAUCUCAAGCCGGGAAUAUUGAUUCACUUGAGGAGGAUAUUAUUUGGAUGAAUCAAGAUUUGGAGGAACUCAUCAAGUGUUGCUGCUGCGAUGUGCCAACUCAGAGUGAAACUUUACCCAGCCAUCAUGCUGAUGCUCAUCCUGGCCAUCAUGUCAACUUUGAUAUGUUCGACAGACCUUCGAUCACCUUUCCAUACAAACCUAACCGUGAACACACUGAACCUGAUUCUGCGAUCCCAUCCAACGUCAACAUCUCCUGCAAGAAGGACACCAUCACUACAUUCAAAUGCCAGUGGAAAGAUUGCAAUCUGGAAUUCAGUGAUAGGUUCAGGUUGACUGAGCAUGUCAAUGUCUGCCACCUGUUCCAAUCCUCAAUGGCACCCAACUCAGGUACUCAGUCAGAAUCUCAGCAGACCCAUCCUUCUUCUCGGAUCGAUUAUCAACGUAUCGUUCCAUCUGAUAUCAUUGCAGCACAAUCCGAACAAUCACGCUCGAUGUCAACCCUUUCCUGGAAAGAUUAUCCUGAUAGUUUCUUCGCCAAUUGUGGACCAUCCUCGGCUAGCAAGUCAACAUUCCAGCACCCCUCGAUAAACAUUUCAAAUGCUGAAUCGCAUGUUCCCAGUGGGACUCCACUCCUGGACCACUAUCAGUCUUGUUUCGAUUUACCAAGCCACCCAAAUAAUCCACUCGACAAGCCCGAUUGCUCAACUACCCGUGCUAGCUGUGAUGAGAAUAACAACCAAUCUACUCAAGAUUCUUUUGUCGUUCCUCAAAUCCCCACGGCAGGCUCCUCCAUCGAUCCACUGCUACUCAGAUCCCAGCGCAGUCAAAAUCCGUCACCGACUAAAACACUUGUCCUGCAAAGUGAUAUCCAUGACCAGCAUGUGUGCCGCUGGGGCUCAUGCACCGGCAGAACAUUUGAUAACACGGCCGAGUUGACUGAGCACAUAUCGACCGAUCAUGUGGGAUCAGGGAAAUCAAAGUACAGUUGUCUCUGGGAGGGAUGUUACUGUACCACAAAACCGAAAUCUGUUAAGGGCCUUGACGGCGAACAGGAGAGCCAUCAAUCUGAUGCUACCACAACAACAGAAGCAGUGAAUCGUCCGAGCGACUCGGAAAAUCCUCGCAAGUCAUUCAACCAAAGACAGAAAUUGAUGAGACAUCUUCAAACUCAUACUGGUGAUAAACCAUUCGAAUGCGAACGCUGUGGGAAAAAGUUUGGUGAAAUGACGACGUUGGUUCAACAUCGUCGAACGCAUACAAACGAAAAGCCAUACAAAUGUUUGGUGGAAGGAUGUGGGAAGUCAUUCGCAUUGCAAUCUGCAUUGACGAUCCACAAUCGAACGCACACGGGCUCGAAGCCGUUCAAGUGUAGUGUCAAGGGAUGUUCAGCCCAGUUCUCAGAAUCCUCGAAUCUCUCGAAACACAUGAGGACCCAUUCGCUGGUGAAGAAGUUUGAAUGCACGAUCUGUGGGAAACGUUUCACCCGAUCUGACCAACUCACUCGACAUCUCAAAUCCGAAUCCAUCCAUCUGCAUUUGAACAACAACCCCACCAACCACAACGAGGAUGAUAAUGAUGAUGAGGGGGAGGAGGAGGAAGAUGAUGAUGAUGACAAGGAGAAUGGCCCUGAGGAUGGCCUUAAUGUCCAAGGAGCUGACCUCGAUCACUCCACCGCGGUCCACAAAACACAUCCUCAAGCCCCUCCCCAGGCCGCCUCAUUUAGUCAGGACAAACGACCAGGCUCGGCCCAUCCACUUGGCCAUCAACCUAAGCGCCAAAAGAAACCAAUUUCCGCCAUCAAUUGAUCUUCCAGUAUAUCCCUCUCUCUCUCUCCUUUUCCUGACAAGUGGGCUAUACAACAAGGAGAAUCAAUGUUUUGCACUUGUUAUUUGUGUGUGGUACAAGAUUGUUUCAAAUAUAUACAAAACCCUUUAACAAACAGGCUUACAAUUGUCCAAGAUCUCUCUUUGGUUCUCUUGUUGGCUAGUCAUCACAAAACUCAAGGAGAGAG
Molecule: messenger RNA, 2898 nt
Organism: Puccinia graminis f. sp. tritici CRL 75-36-700-3
Lineage: Eukaryota; Fungi; Basidiomycota; Pucciniomycetes; Pucciniales; Pucciniaceae
Exons: 4
Coding region: 212-2692 (826 amino acids)
Biological process (GO): regulation of transcription by RNA polymerase II
Cellular component (GO): PcG protein complex; transcription regulator complex
Molecular function (GO): DNA-binding transcription factor activity, RNA polymerase II-specific; RNA polymerase II cis-regulatory region sequence-specific DNA binding
Source: RefSeq, a predicted model, not a curated record